AUGAACACGUUUAAUCGUCUUCAUCAAUUAGAACCAUCUCCAAUGAUACAAAAUAUCUUUAUAGUUGGAGGUUGGAAUAAUAAUAAUUUUAUAACAUUAAAAAGUAAAAUUAAUUUUGUAUGCAAUCAAUGCAAUACAAGAAUGGAAGAAAAUAGUAGUUUACCACCUCAUGAAUUCGAUUUAUUUUUAAGUAAAAUUAAAUGGAAUUUAAUUGGUUUUAAUUUACCAGCAAAAAAUUCUGAUGGUACAGAUAAAGAUGAUGAUGAUGAUGAUGAUCCAAAUACUUAUAUAGUUGAUUUUACUCUCGUUUACGAUCGAUCAUCAACUCCUCAUCGUUUUAUUAUUUGGCAAUAUGCCGGUCGAGAGGAGGAAUUGUUUAAUACACGAUCUGAUUCAUUAAUCCAAGCAAUCUAUGAAUUUAAUCCAAUAUCAAAAGACUUUCGAGCAUGCAUAUGCUCAAGUGCUUAUAAAUUACCACAUUUUGAUGAUUUUUUUAAACUAGUAAUAUUGAAUGUUGGAAAUCCAAGAUUCAUUGGUCCAUCAUUUAAUGGUGAUUAUUUUAAAAACAUAUUCAAUAAUUUAUUGUUAAGAGUUGAAGAAGCAUCACUCUUUUGA
Messenger RNA from Rotaria sp. Silwood2, 615 nucleotides. NCBI's taxonomy places the organism in Eukaryota, Metazoa, Rotifera, Eurotatoria, Philodinida, Philodinidae. The record is from the annotation of a GenBank genome assembly.